AAACAGGUGACAUGAUAUAAAUAUUAGAUCUGGAAAUAUGCCCUAAUUCGUCCACCGCCACCCGCUUCCGAUUCAUCACUCAGGCGGCCGCAGCUUCACCACCCGUCUCAUCGCCAGCCGCCGGUGAAUCCGUCGCCUCUUUCUUUGCUAAGGUUUCUUCUGGUUGCUUUUCGACAAUAGUGUUUCAUCAGUCGCUUCGAAAAUGUCGCGAAAAGGGUUAAUGGAGCAGGACUUGAGUAAACUUGAUGUUGCAAAACUUCAUCCAUUGUCGCCGGAAGUUAUCUCACGACAGGCUACCAUUAACAUUGGUACCAUUGGUCAUGUGGCUCAUGGAAAGUCAACUGUGGUGAAAGCAAUAUCUGGCGUGCAGACUGUUCGAUUCAAGAAUGAAUUGGAGCGUAAUAUUACUAUCAAGCUUGGAUAUGCCAAUGCAAAGAUUUACAAAUGUGAGGAUGAUAAAUGUCCUCGACCUAUGUGCUACAAGGCUUAUGGAAGUGGAAAAGAAGACAGUCCUUUUUGUGAUGUUCCUGGAUUUGAGAACACAAGGAUGAAACUUUUAAGACAUGUUUCCUUUGUUGAUUGCCCAGGCCACGAUAUUCUUAUGGCUACCAUGCUUAAUGGUGCUGCAAUCAUGGAUGGAGCUUUGCUUCUUAUAGCUGGCAAUGAAAGUUGCCCACAGCCCCAAACAUCUGAGCAUCUGGCUGCUGUUGAAAUUAUGCGACUUCAACAUAUUAUUAUUCUUCAAAAUAAGAUUGAUCUUAUUCAAGAAAGUGCUGCCAUCAAUCAACAUGAGGCAAUCCAGAAGUUCAUUCAGGGCACAAUUGCUGAUGGGGCUCCUGUGGUGCCAAUAUCUGCUCAAUUAAAAUAUAAUAUUGAUGUCGUCUGCGAGUAUCUAGUGAAGAAAAUUCCCAUUCCAGAAAGAAAUUUUACUUCCCCUCCUAAUAUGAUUGUUAUCCGUUCGUUUGAUGUGAAUAAGCCUGGCUCAGAAGUCGAUGAAAUAAAAGGCGGUGUUGCUGGAGGUAGCAUCUUGAGGGGUGUUUUGAAGGUAAAUCAAUUUAUUGAAGUCCGGCCUGGUAUUGUUGUCAAGGAUGAGAGUGGGAAUAUAAAGUGCACCCCUAUCUACUCUAGGAUUGUUUCCCUGUAUGCUGAGCAAAAUGAGCUACAAUUUGCCGUACCUGGUGGGCUCAUUGGUGUGGGUACAACAAUGGACCCUACAUUGACUCGUGCUGAUAGAUUGGUUGGUCAGGUGCUUGGUGAAGUGGGUUCACUGCCUGAUAUAUUUGUGGAGCUUGAGGUGAACUUCUUCCUUCUCCGUCGGCUCUUAGGUGUCAGGACAAAGGGAACUGAGAAACAAGGGAAAGUCUCCAAGCUGACCAAGGGUGAGAUCCUGAUGCUCAACAUAGGAUCCAUGUCAACUGGGGCUCGAGUCGUUGCGGUGAAGAAUGAUUUGGCUAAGCUGCAGCUCACUGCUCCAGUAUGCACCAGCAGAGGGGAGAAGGUUGCGCUUAGUCGGCGUGUUGAGAAGCAUUGGCGUCUGAUUGGUUGGGGGCAGAUUCAGGCUGGUUCGACACUCGAAGUCCCACCCUGCCCUAUCUAAUACCCCUCUCAGCCCUUAUUUCACAUUCUAAUCCAAAGAAGCAAAAGAAGAAAAGACAGCAGGAUAAUAUACUACACGUGCGUUGGUAGGCAGGAAACAAUAAUUGCAAUUUUCUUCAAGUUUCUUGCAGGAUUUUUGUGUACUUUUGUUGAUUUACGUUGCCAAACGUUUAUCGGUCAUCUAAUUUAGUGUUCUACCCUUCCUGUGUGUUGCAUUAGACACCAUGCAAAUUGGUUAUGCAUUGCUGCUUAGAAGAAUUGCUGGUCUUCACGGACUUGCUUCGGUCACAGUGUCUUACAAGUUCUGAGGUUUGGGUUAGUUUAGCCGUAUUUAUUGUGAUUAUACUGAUAAAUCAAAUUUGUAGCAGGAGCACUUUCAGCAAAACUGAUGGUUUAAUUUUGUCUCCAAUUAAUUUUCUUUCUACUAGAGAAAAUUUGUUUCCUAUGAGAGCAGCAUAGUUCUCUUGGUUUUGUAUUGAUCUAAAUGGACGUGGGUUAUAUGUACUGAAUUAUAUCAUCAUUGGAUUAUUUUAUUUUUAUUUUUUAUGUUGAUAA
Messenger RNA from Zingiber officinale, 2151 nucleotides. Its product is annotated as eukaryotic translation initiation factor 2 subunit gamma-like. NCBI's taxonomy places the organism in Eukaryota, Viridiplantae, Streptophyta, Magnoliopsida, Zingiberales, Zingiberaceae. The transcript is spliced from 9 exons. Gene Ontology annotation, biological process: positive regulation of translational fidelity; formation of translation preinitiation complex. Gene Ontology annotation, cellular component: cytosol; eukaryotic translation initiation factor 2 complex. The record is from RefSeq and is a predicted model, not a curated record. Bases 203 to 1597 code for a protein of 464 amino acids. Gene Ontology annotation, molecular function: tRNA binding; GTP binding; translation initiation factor activity.